Messenger RNA from Spizellomyces punctatus DAOM BR117, 3502 nucleotides. RefSeq lists its product as uncharacterized. The transcript has 18 exons. The record is from RefSeq and is a predicted model, not a curated record. Gene Ontology annotation, cellular component: autophagosome membrane. Lineage: Eukaryota; Fungi; Chytridiomycota; Chytridiomycetes; Spizellomycetales; Spizellomycetaceae. Bases 1 to 1671 code for a protein of 556 amino acids. Gene Ontology annotation, molecular function: protein binding. Gene Ontology annotation, biological process: autophagosome assembly.
AUGGCGGCUCCUCUUGCAAUAACCCCCUCGGUACCUACCUGGCACACAAAGAUCUUGAAGCGCCUUGCGGACCGUGACCGUCGAGAGAGGGAAGCUUUUGCGGACUUGUUCACGGCUCAUAAUGCCUUUCGUGAUACCCUGUCAAACCUUGAGUCGAAGCUCAGUUCACUUCGUAUCGAGCAUGCGCAAGCAGUCAAAACAGUUGCCGCGGUCAAAGACUUUGGAUCUGCGGACUCAGCUCAACGGUUCGCAGAGCUGGAACAGCAGGUGACUUCUCUCAAGGAAGAACGCACCGAGUUGUACAAAACACAGGGGCAAAAUGCGCAAAAGCUGUUAGAGCUUAUGGAGGCUUUGCAGAAAGGGGAUGGGAAAAUUGCUAGCUUGGAGGAGGAAAACCAGACGCUCACAACCAGUCUCGCAAGUGUUAAUACCCGUUUACGGGACUUGCAAGAACUCAUCCGGGAGAAGGAUCACGUCAUACAGAUACUGCGUGAUGAGCUUGCAACACACCAAUUGGAGCUAGUACAGAGGGAGGAGCAGUUGAAGGAGAAAGAGGAGAAGCUGAAUAAGCUUGAAUCGGAGAACAAACAAUUGAUCGAGAGAUGGAUCCUCUUGAAGCAGGAGCAGGCUGCAAGAAUGAAUGAAGCGAACGAGUUUGUGGCAAACGCUCUCAAGUCUAAAGCGACAUCACCUCCAGUAUCGCGUCAGACAUCAGCGGCAAAUGUCUAUGACGAUCAAAGUCCACAGCCAGUUGUUCGCACAUCACUGCCUCAGGCGGCGGUUAAGAAGAUUCAUUCGCACGACUCUGAGAUAAAUUGUAUUCAGAUUAGUCCUGACGGCUCCUUACUAGCUACCGGAAGCAACGACAAAAAGGUCAUACUUUACGAUGCUAAAGCAGGUGUGGUCAAGGCUACUCUAUCAGGAUCACUACAGGGUAUAAUGUCCUUGGCCUUCAACAAUGGAAGUGAGCUGGUAAUGGGCACCUCCAACGACAAUUCUGUUAAGAUUUGGAACGUGGGAACGGGCAGGCUGAAGCAUACAUUGACUGGUCACAUCGGGAAAGUCUACGCAGCCAAAUUCACAGACUCAAAUUGCGUGAUCUCAGGCUCUCACGAUCGCACGAUAAAGAUAUGGGAUUUGGCAAAGGGCUUUUGCACCAGCACAAUUUUCACAUUGUCCAGCUGCAAUGAUCUGACGUUGCUGAAUGGCGACGGCACUGUAAUCGCCAGCGGUCAUCUGGACAACAACAUUCGAAUAUGGGAUACGCGAUCUGGAAGUUUGGUUCGAGAACUUACUGGUAUCCAUCAUGGGCAGAUCACUAGUGUUACCAUGUCACCAACCCAAAACAUCCUGAUGACAACUUCACGAGACAACACGUUAAAGUUGAUCGAUUUGUCCACUUACCAAACGGUUGGGGUUCUAUCCCACGAUCAAUUCCGACCUGGAAUGAACUGGCUCAAGUCCUCGUAUAGCCCAGACGGAAAACAUAUAGUAUCGGGGUCCGCAGACGGUUCUGUUUUUAUUUGGAACGUCAUGACGGGCCGAGUAGAUAAAAUUUUGAAAGAACACAAGUCUGCGGUAUGUGGAGUGGUCUGGAGCCCCCAAGGAGGCAGCACUGUGUAUUCUGCAGAAAAGGACAAGACCGUAGUCUUCUGGGGUGCAUCAGCCUAGUAAAAAAGAACAUUGCUGCGUAUAGUUAUUAGAUUUACUUUCAUAUUUCUUGAAAUGCGCGGCUGAGGAAAAGUUCCUUCCAAGGGAGAUUCAGCCUCUUACAACUAGGCUAAGCCCAUUAUUAAAGUUUUCGCGCUUCUUUGGGGAGGGAACGGCUUGGUAAGGACACAGCCGCCUUCUACUCUCCACGACCUCCUCCGCAGUAGCAUGAGUUUAAGACUAUAACAAAUAGAUUGGCCCCUCGAGUCUGUCAUUAGCCUUCAGUGUCAUGCAGCUUUUGUCGACACAGCAACCACCUGCAAUGCCCGACUUCUCAAGGGUCAGUGUAAAACAAUGCGUUCCAGACGACUUGUGGCUCGUCAUUUUCAGCCUGGUUGCCCACGACUACAAAGACUUGGUAGCGGUCUCGCAAGUAUGCCGACGUUUUGCGAGACUAGCUGCCGUCAACCGUUGCUGGUUCGAGGCGUACAGGAAUGUUUAUCCUGCACUCCGCUCCACUUAUUGUGGCAAUGACUCUGACUGGAAAAGAAAACUAUCUGCAUCGAGAACCUGCAUAAAGAACUGGGAGCAAAUGGGACGACGUCGUACCGGACCUUUGAUUACAGAGGUCAUUCCUCGACACGAAAUUGCGUCCCGAGUGUGCUCUUCGCACUUUGAGUAUGCCAGCGUCAUUGGAGAUCACCUCUUAGAAUUUCCAACAGCAGGGAAAUGCGCUAGUGGAGUCGUUGGUUUAUCUGUCAUACAUCCUGUUUCUUCAAGGACGCCUGAUCAGACAAUGGGCUCCAGUGUACUCUUUGCGGAACUCUCAGGCUCAGUGAUCGGUCAUGUAACGUUUUCUUCAAAAUUGGUGCUAAAGCUCUUGGAUUCAAAGCAAGACUUCUUUGUGUUGGCCGACGAAGAUGAAACUCGGUGGACUCGGCUUGAAUUUCGACGUUUAUCGGCUUGUUGUGUAGAUGGGUCGACAGAGUCAUCGAGUUUCCUUUCUGAAUUCGUCAUGCCGGGGGACGUGGAAGUUUUUGCUUCUUAUUCCUGGGUUUCUCACACGAUCAUUGUCCUGGGCAUUUCCGACAAUGAUGAAGGUGUAUGUCUUUUAAUUGAUGCUAAAGGCAACCUGGUGUCAUCUCGGAAUUAUGGAAGAAAUGUUAGUGCUAUCGAUUUCGGUGAUCCGUAUGACUCGGUGGUACUUACCGGUCAUGAGCACGGCGGCAUGCGAAUUUGGGAUUUUGAGACCGGAGCACCGCUCUUGUCUUUGGAAGGCUCCUCACCGGAACCUAUCUUGGGAUUCACGUGGCGGGAAGAACCGGAAAGUUGGCUUGGUGAAUGGCGACGGCCGAAAAACUUGAGUCUAGUCACGUUUACCGAUUGGUCGAACGGGUCGUGCAUAUGUGGAGGAGAGUUUGUCCUGUGGGAUGUCGGAGAUCUCUUGGCUCAGGCACGCGCACGUCUCGGUCGACGGACAGUCUCCUUGCCCCCCAUCACGUCUGAAAAAAUGUCCUUCCGACAUCGGAUAGAAUUACAUCCAGGCGAUGAUGUUGCUAGUUAUUGUGUCUUGCACCCGCUGAUCCUUGUUAUUACGUGCCAAGGGUUUUUCGAGGCUUUGGAAAUCGACACCGGUCGAAGUCUCUGUAGGGUCAAACUGGAGGUUGACGUACAUAAUCCUUGUCUAAGUAGCGUCAUAAGAGGCCCACGCGGUGAAAUUUUGGUUGCGACUAGUAAUGGAUUGUUUCGACUCAAUGUUUAACGGCCACGGCCAGAUAUGUAAUUCUGUACCAUAGUAUUCUUGCUCCUUGUACAAAUGCAAUAUAAUACAAAUACCUACGCACUUGCCAGA